Trypanosoma rangeli is the source of this 510-nucleotide messenger RNA. RefSeq lists its product as uncharacterized. Bases 1 to 510 code for a protein of 169 amino acids. Lineage: Eukaryota; Euglenozoa; Kinetoplastea; Trypanosomatida; Trypanosomatidae. The record is from RefSeq and is a predicted model, not a curated record. The transcript has a single exon.
AUGGCGCAGUGGAUACCAAAGACGGCGUGGAAAGUGUCAAACCUCAACAAGCGCUACGGCCCCUCAUACCUUACAGCUGGGCACGUCCCACUUAGCACGUUUGACCGCGCCCCGUCGCUGUACGAUGCGAUGACGCUGCAAGCGAAGCUUUCUGGAGCAGAAGGCCUUGUGAUGAUUGACGUCCGCGACCUUGCAGAACGCCAACGCUACCCCAUUCCAGGCGCCGUUGCGCUUCACCCUCACGAUCUGCUGUCUGGCGCGGCGUGUCCAAUUCUUCCACAGCAAAAGGAGGCGGCAGAGCUUCUUCUUGUGACAUCCAGUGGCCAGAGAGGGCUUUGCAGCUCCACCGCGCUACAACGCUGGGGGUACAACAACGUUGUUGUCGUCGACUACAAGGCCCUGCGGGAUGCUGGCUGCAUACACUAUCCGGCGGAGUGCGAGAAGUCGGAGGCGGAAUUGCCAAAAACGUCGCUUACAGAAGACAGAACUUCGGCGUUUACAAAGACAUGA